Molecule: messenger RNA, 1587 nt
Organism: Dimorphilus gyrociliatus
Lineage: Eukaryota; Metazoa; Annelida; Polychaeta; Dinophilidae
Source: the annotation of a GenBank genome assembly
GGUAUCAUUAACGAUUCCGAUCUUAAUAUUCUCUGAUAUUUAACCGCCAGAAAAAAGUACAUUUAAGUUACUUAAUUGAAGUAUUUAAAAUUCCUAAGAACUACAGUUUUACUGAAAAUUACUUCAAGAAUGUCUUGGGCGGUUAGUGUAAAGAAAGAAGAACAAAGAAAACUAGAAGCUGCUGGGGAGAUACCUUCGCCGGCUGUGUCUGAGCCCAAAGGAAAAGAGAGUGGAAAGCUUGAAAUAGGACAUUGGGACAACAAUGAUAACAAAGAGAAGGAGGAUAAAACAAAAGAUGGAGCAACUUCAGCCGACUUAUCCCUGCUAAAUAAACUGUUGCGAUCUCGUUUAGUACCUGUUAAAGCUGACCUAGAAAUUAUUCAAAGAAAUCCAAAUUCGCCUUUGUAUUCAGUUAGCUCUUUCGCAGAACUGAAAUUAAAUGAUGAACUUUUACGCGGAGUAUAUGAUAUGGGAUUUAAUGCACCGUCAAAAAUUCAAGAAAAAGCCUUACCUCUACUAUUAGCUGAACCCUAUCAGAAUAUGAUUGCACAAUCACAGAGUGGAACGGGGAAAACAGCUGCAUUCGUUUUGACCAUGUUAACACGUGUAAAUAUUGGCGAAAAAUAUCCACAGGCUUUAUGUCUUGCUCCAACGUACGAAUUAGCACUUCAAAUUGGCGAAGUCUGUGAGCAAAUGUCUAAAUUCAUGACCGGCUUGGAAAUCAUAUUUGCUGUUAAGGGCCAAAGAUUGGAUCGUGGAUCGAACUUGACUGCUCAAAUAAUAAUUGGAACUCCUGGAACUGUUCUUGACUGGGGCCUAAAAUACAAAUUUUUCGAUUUGAAAAAGAUAAAAAUCUUCACUCUAGACGAGGCUGACGUUAUGAUCGAUACUCAAGGUCAUCAUGACCAAACGCUUCGUAUCCACAGACUUUUACCAAGAGAGUGUCAAAUGCUACUCUUUUCUGCCACCUACGAACAACCGGUUAUGGAUUUUGCAAAUAAAAUCAUUCGAGAUCCCAUAAUUAUCCGUUUGAAAAGAGAAGAAGAAUCAGUUGACAAUAUUCAACAGUAUUACGUUGACUGUCAAGGACAAGAAGACAAAUAUCGUGCUAUUUCUGACAUUUAUUCAUCUGUAACUGUUGGUCAGUCAAUGAUUUUUUGUCAAACAAGAAAGAAUGCGAAUUUAUUGGCUGAGAGAAUGAUAAAGAAUGGACACAGAGUAGCAAUUCUGUCAGGAGAAUUAGAUGUUACACAAAGAGCAAGCAUUAUUAAAAGAUUUAGAGAAGGGGACGAAAGGGUACUAAUUACGACGAAUGUAUCAGCGAGAGGAAUUGAUGUUGAGCAAGUGACUCUUGUUGUGAACUUUGACAUGCCGAUAGAUGCUGCUGGGGAUGCUGAUUGCGAAACGUACCUUCAUAGGAUAGGCAGAACUGGUCGAUUUGGCAAAUGUGGUAUUGCUUUAAACCUUGUUGAUGGAACCAAAAGUCGAAAAAUAUUAGAAGCUGUUCAAAGGCACUUUGGUCGAGAGAUAAAGAAAUUGAAUACUGCAGAUGAAGAUGAAAUGGCUCAACUGCCUGUCUACGCUUAG